GAGCGCCGGGCUCCGACAUGGCGGCUCGCGGCAGGUAGCGGGGGCGCGCGACCCGGCCCGUCCCGGCCCCGCCAUGCACUUCUCCAUCCCCGAGACCGAGACCCGCGCCGGCGACGGCGGCGCCGCCUACGUGGCCUACAACAUCCAUGUGAAUGGGGUGUUGCACUGCCGAGUGCGUUACAGCCAGCUCCUGGGGCUGCAUGAGCAGUUAAGGAAAGAGUAUGGCGCUAAUGUUGUCCCAGCCUUUCCCCCAAAGAAGAUCUUCACACUCACCCCGGCAGAGGUAGAGCAACGACGGGAACAGCUGGAGAAAUACAUGCAGGCGGUGCGGCAGGACCCGACACUUGGAGGGAGCGAGAUCUUCAACAGCUUCCUGCGCAAAGCCCAGCAGGAGACACAGCAGAUACCCACAGAGGAGGUGGUGCUGGAAGUGCUACUUUCCAAUGGCCAGAAGGUCAAGGUCACCAUCCUUACUUCGGACCAGACAGAGGAUGUCCUUGAGGCUGUGGCCUCCAAGCUGGAUCUGCCAGAUGACCUGGUUGGCUACUUCAGCCUCUUCCUAGUGAGAGAGACCAAGGAUGGAGCUUUCUCCUUUGUGCGGAAGCUGCAGGAGUUUGAGCUGCCAUACGUGUCAGUCACCAGCCUGCAUAACCCCGAGUUCCGGAUCAUCCUGCGCAAGAGCUACUGGGACUCCUCCUAUGAUGAUGAUGUAAUGGAGCAUCGUGUGGGGUUGAACUUGCUGUAUGCACAGACGGUGUCAGACAUCGAGCAUGGAUGGAUCCUUGUCAACAAAGAACAGCACCGACAGCUGAAGUCCUUGCAGGAAAAAGUCUCCAAGAAGGAGUUCAUCCGCCUGGCCCAGACCCUCAAGUACUACGGCUAUCUCAAGUUCGACCCCUGCGUCACUGACUUCCCGGAGAAGGGAUGCCAUGUAGUCGUCAGUGCUGGCAACAACGAGCUCAACUUCCAGGUGCGGCUGCCCAGCGAGCAGAUCAAGGAAGGCAGCUUCAAGGUCACACGCAUGCGGUGCUGGCGGGUCACAUCCUCGGUGCCGAUGAGCAAUGGUCCCUCGGGCAGCAGCCCGGCAAAGUCCGAGGUAAAGCUGGAGCUGGCUUUUGAGUAUCUAAUGAGCAAGGACCGGCUGCAGUGGGUCACCAUCACCAGUCCACAGGCCAUUAUGCUGAGCAUCUGCCUGCAGUCCAUGGUGGAUGAGUUGAUGGUGAAAAAGUCUGGAGGCAGCAUCAGGAAGAUGUUUCGCCGGCGCAUGAAUGGAGCCCUGCGGCGCUCAGACAGCCAGCAAGCUGUGAAAUCCCCCCCACUGCUGGACUCACCUGAUGCCUCCAGGGAACCAAUGGCCAAACUCUCGAGCAAGCUUACCUCUGUCAGCCUGCGAGGGAUCAGCCACUCCAGCUCUGCUAAUGAUGUGGGCGCUAAUGACUUCCAUGGCAAUUAUGCCUUUGAGGGCAUUGGCGAUGAAGAUCUGUAGUGUCCCCCUUGUAGGACAGCACCCGCCGAGGGCCUUCGCUGAGGAAUGUAUGACCUGCAGACAGGUUGCAAUCAACGUGCCUCUUACCUGCUACAUCCACCUUUCCCUGCUCCCCUGGGCUGGGGAGCUCACCCCCUGCCCUCCGCUGCCUUUGGGAUGGGGGCAGCUGAACUCCUACUGCUGCUGGCUCCAGCUGGGAGAGGGCCUGUUCCCAGGGUGGCACCAGCUCAACCUGAGCAGCGUGCCCAAGCCGAACCCUGGAGCAGCAUCACGGAGCCUGGCCCAGAGCUGGGGGGCAGAGCUGCCCCUUCCCCAGAGCUGCCCUGCGAGGCUGGGCAGAGCCUGGUGGCACCAAGCAGCCCUCGUGAGACUCCGUAUAUGCCAAAUUAGCAUUUAGGUUUCUGCUCAGAGACAGGCUGCAGUAAACUGUCUCCAGGGGGCUCUGCGCAGAGCCCCCUCUCUAACCCGCUCAUAGACUCCAGUGUAAUCUAGGCUUGUAACCACGUAUCUUCUGCUGCUCAGACCGACCAGAGCAUUAAUGGACAGUAACUGAUGUUUACACACUGCAAUGAUGAUUAAAAUGGAUCCUGAUUGGUA
Pezoporus flaviventris is the source of this 2083-nucleotide messenger RNA. RefSeq names its product sorting nexin 17 (gene SNX17). Bases 74 to 1486 code for a protein of 470 amino acids. NCBI's taxonomy places the organism in Eukaryota, Metazoa, Chordata, Aves, Psittaciformes, Psittacidae. Gene Ontology annotation, biological process: intracellular protein transport; signal transduction. The record is from RefSeq and is a predicted model, not a curated record. The transcript has 15 exons. Gene Ontology annotation, cellular component: early endosome. Gene Ontology annotation, molecular function: phosphatidylinositol binding.